AUGGGCAGUGAUUUGCCGGCUCCUGUAGCUACACAGCUCUGCUACGAGAACGUGAAUGGAUCCUGUGUCAAAACUUCCUACUCUCCAGGCCCCCGCCUGAUUCUGUACACAGUGUUUGGCUUUGGAUCUUUGCUGACUGUAUUUGGAAACUUCUUGGUGAUGAUUUCAGUUCUUCAUUUCAAGCAGCUGCACUCUCCGGGCAAUCUUCUCAUUGCCUCCCUGGCCUGUGCUGAUUUCUUGGUGGGAGUCACUGUGAUGCCCUUCAGUGCAGUGAGGUCUGUGGAGAGCUGCUGGUACUUUGGGGAGAGUUACUGUAAAUUUCACUCUUGUUUCGAUGGGUCGUUCUGUUAUGCUUCUAUCUACCACUUGUGUUUUAUUUCUCUCGAUAGAUAUAUUGCAAUCACUGACCCUCUGGUCUACCCAACCAGGUUCACUGCAUCUGUUUCUGGCAUUUGUAUUGCCUUUUCCUGGCUCCUUUCCAUUAUUUAUUCUUUUUCCCUUUUUGGCACAGGAGCAAAUGAAGUUGGGCUGGAGGAACUAGUAAGUGCUCUCACCUGUGUGGGAGGAUGUCAAGUUGCAGUGAAUCAAAGUUGGGUAUUGGUAAAUUUUCUAUUAUUUUUCAUACCCACGCUUGUGAUGAUGAUUGUUUACUCCAAGAUUUUCCUCAUUGCUAAACACCAGGCCAGAAAAAUUGAAAGUAUGAGCAAUAAAACUGUGAGAUCAUCAGAUAGUUACAAAGACAGAGUGGCCAAGAGGGAGAGAAAAGCCGCAAAAACACUGGGCAUCGCAGUGAUAACAUUUCUGAUUUCAUGGUCGCCAUACUUGAUUGGUACAAUAAUUGAUGCCUUCCUAGGUUUCAUCACACCCACCUAUAUUUAUGAAAUAUUAGUUUGGAUUGCUUACUAUAACUCAGCUAUGAACCCCUUGAUCUAUGCUGUAUUUUAUCCUUGGUUUCGAAAAGCCAUCAAACUAAUCAUCACUGGUCAAAUCUUAAGAGAGAAUUCCUCAACAAUAAGUUUAUUUUCUGAGUAG
This is a messenger RNA of Rhinolophus ferrumequinum (greater horseshoe bat), 1032 nucleotides long. RefSeq names its product trace amine-associated receptor 7a-like. The record is from RefSeq and is a predicted model, not a curated record. Lineage: Eukaryota; Metazoa; Chordata; Mammalia; Chiroptera; Rhinolophidae. Gene Ontology annotation, biological process: G protein-coupled receptor signaling pathway. Gene Ontology annotation, molecular function: trace-amine receptor activity. Bases 1 to 1032 code for a protein of 343 amino acids. Gene Ontology annotation, cellular component: membrane. The transcript has a single exon.